AUGCGUGCUCGGCUCCUUCAAACAACGCGGAUGUUCCUUGAAAGUUACGAUACCUGGACCGUCGACGCUCUCCUAUCCGUGCGGAGUCCAACGUGCAUCCACCAUACCCUUCCAACUGACGAAGAGCGCUUUCCGUCCCGCAACAAUACCGAAUAUGGAGCUUUCGUUCGGUCUCUCCUGCCCUUGUUUCGGAAUUUUCGCUUGAGGAUCGCCGAGGGAGAUGAUGUUGCGAUCGACGUGGAGAAGCGGAGGGUUGUCCUUCAUGCGAAGAGUCGCGCGGAUACUGAUGUGGGAGAGUAUAAGAACGAGUAUGUCUUCAUGCUUACCAUGACCGAGGACGGGAUGUUGGUUGAGAAAGUCGUCGAGUUCCUCGACAGUGGGUACACAGAGAAGUUCUUUGGGAAGCUGCUGGCCAGCGACAAGGACUAG
This is a messenger RNA of Cladophialophora yegresii CBS 114405, 429 nucleotides long. RefSeq lists its product as uncharacterized. The transcript has a single exon. NCBI's taxonomy places the organism in Eukaryota, Fungi, Ascomycota, Eurotiomycetes, Chaetothyriales, Herpotrichiellaceae. The record is from RefSeq and is a predicted model, not a curated record. The coding region runs from base 1 to 429 and encodes 142 amino acids.